Messenger RNA from Lodderomyces elongisporus, 1440 nucleotides. RefSeq lists its product as uncharacterized. The record is from RefSeq and is a predicted model, not a curated record. Gene Ontology annotation, cellular component: cytosol. The transcript has a single exon. Gene Ontology annotation, biological process: protein import into peroxisome matrix. Bases 1 to 1440 code for a protein of 479 amino acids. Lineage: Eukaryota; Fungi; Ascomycota; Pichiomycetes; Serinales; Debaryomycetaceae.
AUGGCUGUUGAGACAGAAUAUUACGAAAUACUAGGAGUUGAAGUUGAUGCGACCGAGGCAGAACUUCGUAAGGCGUAUCGUAAGCAGGCAAUUAGGCUUCAUCCUGACAAGAAUGGAAAUGAUCCAAAGGCAGCGGAGAAGUUUCAAGAUUUAGGUGAGGCGUAUGGAGUUUUAUCUAAUGCUGAGUCUAGGAAAUUAUAUGAUCAAUAUGGUAAAGAAGGAAUGAAGAAUAAUGGCGGCGUGGGUGGACCUGAUGGUGAAGCUGAUAUCGAUCCUAGUGAAUUCUUUGAAAUGGUAUUUGGUGGUAGUGUUGCAUUCAGGGAUUGGAUUGGAAAAUUGGGAAUGAUGGACGAUUUGACAAAGAGUGCAGAAGUGUUGAGUAUGGAUGAUGAUGAAGAGGGGGAGGAAGGAGAGGCAGCAGCAACAACAACAACAACAACAGCAAACGAGACGGAAGAAUCAGGGGCACGAAACGAAUCUAGGGGAGGAAAAGAAAAAUUGCUGGGUCAUGGAGGAAGUGCAUCUACUAGUACUUCUCCAACUGAUGCUUCAGUAGAUACAUCUAUGCUGUCCUUGACACUUGCCGAUAAGAAUGACAGCGGAGUUCACAAGAACAAUACACGGAAACCUCUGGAAGAAUACAGAAAGAAGAGUACCAAACACAAGAUCACGAAGGAGCAAAGAGACGAGGUUAUGCGAAUUCAGGAGGAGAGCAGAGAAGCCAAGAUCAAACGAAUCAAUGAGUUGACAGAAAAAUUGCUUGGACGUAUUGAAGCUUAUCGAACUGCAUCUAUGAAUCCUGAUGGUAUUAGACAUUAUACUGAAAAGCUUAAGGUUGAGCUUGAUGAUAUGAAGGUGGAGAGUUUUGGAAUACAGCUCACACACCUUAUAGGUAAGAUUUACACCAACAAAGCCAAAGCUGCAAUCCAAGCCAGUAAGACAUUGGGUUUUAGCAAGAUUUACACGUCAGUCAAGUCAUCAGGAGAAACAAUGAGAAAUGGUAUUAGUAUUGUAAAGUCUGCACUUGAUACACAAGAGGCAAUGGAGAGGUUCCAAGCGGACCAAGAGGAAUUCCAAAUUAAAUUAGAACUUGGGUAUGAACCAACCCCUGAAGAACUUGGCGCUCAAAUUGAAAAGGAAAGAUAUGUUACGGGUAAGUUUUUGGCUACUGCAUGGACCUUGGUGAAAUUCGAAGUCACUGGCGUUUUGAAUAAAGUUUGCCAGAAUAUUCUUAAUGAAAAAGGAUUGGGGAGAAAAGAGCGUCUGGCUAGAGCACAUGCGCUUUUGUUUUUGGGUAAAGAGCUUUCGAGUGUUCAAAGAUCUGCCGAGGAAGAUGACGAGGCAAGAAUUUUUGAAGAAAUGAUGGCUGAUGCAAAGAUCAAAAAGGAUAAAAAGCAUGAAGCUGAGAAGUCAAAGCACCAUUUUUUUGUUAGGAACUAA